CAGAGGAGGGGAGGAGGAGAGGGAGGAUAUAUUUUCUGAUAUCCUUGUCAGCAAUUUGAAAAUAUGGGGGCUGGCUGAUACUUAGAUUAGGUGAAAUCCUUGUUGGCUGAAUAAGCUUUCCCAGAGAGUAAUGACUAUGAAUCAAGGACAACCUAGAGGAAAAUCUUUUGUUUUGAACCUCAGGGACUAUUUUUUUAAAUCAGCUUUCACUCCAAGCAUAGUGAGGGAACAGGUUAAAGGGCUAGCUUCCUUUUCUUACGAAAAAAGCUUCAAUAUACCUGUGAAUCAGACACAACAUGGCAGUAACAAUAAAACUCACAAAAUAAACUUCCAGAAAAAAAGGAGGCCGUAUCAUACACUUUUAAAAAUUGAAAGCCGUUUUAAAUGUCAUUUAACAAAAACUUACUUUAAUGUCCAAAUGAGGUUAGUUUAUCCUCAAGAAGCCACUGGAGACAGCAGUUUAGACCAGAGGUUUGGUCAAUUCUAACAGGGUGGGAGAGAGAUCCUUCCUGAUGACUAGUGAGGAUCCAAAGAUUUAAAAACGCUUCGCUCUUUGACCAUCUUUUUUAGCCUUGCUUCCAUGCUGCAUUCAUUAGCAUGUUUCCAUUAUAAUCUUGCCAGUAGAUCGGUGUAUUACAUUGAAAAGCCAUGUUGAAAAGCUGCCACUUUGGAAACAUUUGCUGGAGGGAUGGUGGGAGAGACUGGUCCACUGCUUCUGCCUCUUCUCUUCCAUCUCAGUCACCCCAAAGCACUAAAAUCUUUACACCUGGAAGAACUGUCCAGCAGGCAGAGCUUACUAAGGAUGGAAUGGGUAUCACAGUAGUGCUGAGCUUCCUGGCUAGGAUGUGAUCAGAUAGGUGCUUGGAUGACUACCUGGAGAAACGAUGUGGCAGGGAUUCUGGGGCCACGCAGUGCCUAGGUCCAUCCCGGAGGGUCUCUCAUGACGUUGCAGCAGUGAUUCUGUGAGUCUGAUGCCUGGUGCACUCAGUGUGAGUCUUAGUACUUCAGAUUGGAAUGAGAUCGGCAUGUUGCUUUCAAGGAAAGCUUCCAAGCGAGCCAACGAAACAGGAAGGACCUGGACAGCCAAUGAUUGCUUAAGCCGACCCUGUAUCCCUACAGCAUCACCAAGCUGAGGAGGUAGAAGCGAAUCUCUAAGGGGUAAGAUAUGCAAGAUAUCUUUGUGUCUGAGGGUGAAGUCUCAAAGGCAGUGGGUUAGAUGAAGUGUGGAUUGGGUCUGAAUCCAGCUCUGCCGUUUCCUAGAGGGGAAAGCUUGGGGCCAAGUUACUUCAUCUCCCUGAGCCUCAGUUUUCUCGUUAGUCAAAGCGAGCUCUACUUAACUUCUCAGUGUUUGUGCAGGUUACACAGGAGUUAUAAAGUAUCUAGUCCCGGUCUGGCACCCUGCAGGGGUCCAGUGCGUGACCCUCUAUUUCAUUCCCCUCUUUCCGUCCCCCAUGUCAGAGUAUCUGUCGUUUCUCCCCUCUGGGCCUGUUUCUCUGGGUCGUUGGUGCUGGAUCCGCCUCGGGAGCUGACUUGGCAACCCCACGCUCAGAGCACGGCCUGCCCCGGCUGCACACGGUGGGAGGCGCCAAUGCAGACAGGUAUUUCCAGUCCUGCUAGAGAAGCAAUGGGUGGAGGUGGAAAUGGGGAUGGGGGAGGAGAUCGGAUGAGCCCGGGACCUGGGUGGAUCCCCUGGGAGGAGGGCGGGGAGUCUUGCUCCCCGCCUGGUGCUUCUGGCCCCAGGCUCAGAUUUCAACCCUAGCUGCCGCCUCCGUGGCGCGCCCGUUAGGGGAGCGGAGAGGGUCGCCCGCAGGCUCGGAAGGAAGGACGGCGUACCAGGAACCUGUCAAGGGGCCAGCUCCCGCAGCCCCGGAACGCGGGCCGGACCCCGCGGCCCCUCUUGCUGGCGGCGGGAAGCUGCCGACCCGCCUUUCGGCGCUUGGCUGGGCAGAGGUCCACGAGGGGGCGACCUGAGCCCACGUGCCACCGAGCCCUUCCCUCCUGAAACUACAACUCCCAGGCCGCCCAGGGGCCCCGCCCGCCUCGCCGCGCCUCUGGCGGCUCCAAUUGGCCGCCGCGGGAGGAGGAUUGGCGGUCUCCAGGGCGACGGGAGGCGCUCGGGGCAUCCGAGGCGGGGAGGCGGGUCCGCCCCCUAUUGUGUAGCGGCGAGAGUGGAGCCGAGCCGUGCGGAGCAGCGCCUUUCUCUAACUGUGGGGUUUCUCCUGGACUCCAGUAUUGGCCAACUCUGCCUGCUGCCUUGCACUUUGCAUUUAGAUCUGGUGGUUCUCCAGAGAGCAGCUUCCUUGGGUGUUACAUGAGCCAAGCCCUCACUGUCCAGAAGAGUGAGAGCUGAAACCUGUGCCCUGAGCUGAUCGCAAGGACAUCCCUUGGCCCCUCCACCUGGGCUCCUGCGGAUAGGAGGGGCUGGGCGAGCAGGCCAGCUGGGCUAUGGUGUGGUGCCUCGGCCUGGCUGUCCUCAGCCUGGUCAUCAGCCAGGGGGCUGACGGUCAAGGGAAGUCUGAGGUGGACUCAGUGGUGGGCCGGGCUGGGGAGAGUGUGGUGCUGGGCUGUGACCUGCUGCCCCCGGCCGGCCGGCCCCCUCUGCAUGUCAUCGAGUGGAUGCGCUUUGGAUUCCUGCUUCCCAUCUUCAUCCAGUUCGGCCUCUACUCUCCCCGAAUUGACCCUGAUUACGUGGGACGAGUCCGGCUGCAGAAGGGGGCCUCUCUCCAGAUUGAGGGUCUGCGGGUGGAAGACCAGGGCUGGUACGAGUGCCGCGUGCUCUUCCUGGACCAGCACAUCCCCGAAGACGAUUUGGCUAACGGCUCCUGGGUGCAUCUGACAGUCAAUUCGCCCCCUCAAUUCCAAGAGACACCUCCUGCUGUGUUGGAAGUGCAGGAACUGGAGCCUGUGACCCUGCGUUGUGUGGCCCGUGGAAGCCCCCUGCCUCGUGUGACUUGGAAGCUCAGAGGACAGGACCUGGGCCAGGGCCAGGGCCAGGUGCAAGUGCAGAACGGGACGCUGCGGAUCCACCGGGUAGAGCGAGGCAGCUCUGGGGUCUACACCUGCCAAGCCUCCAGCACUGAGGGCAGCACCACCCACACCACCCAGCUGCUGGUGCUAGGACCACCAGUCAUCGUGGUGCCCCCCAAGAACAGCACAGUCAAUGCCUCCCAGGAUGUUUCCUUGGCCUGCCACGCUGAGGCAUACCCUGCUAACCUCACCUAUAGCUGGUUCCAGGACAACACCAAUGUCUUCCACAUUAGCCGCCUGCAGUCCCGGGUGCGGAUCCUGGUGGACGGGAGCCUGAGGCUGCAGGCUACUCAGCCUGACGAUGCCGGCCGCUACACCUGUGUGCCCAGCAAUGGCCUCCUGCAUCCACCCUCAGCCUCUGCCUACCUCACCGUGCUCUACCCAGCCCAGGUGACAACUAUGCCUCCUGAGACACUCCUGCCCAUAGGCAUGCCGGGGGUGAUCCACUGCCCGGUUCGCGCCAACCCCCCACUGCAUUUUGUCAGCUGGACCAAGGAUGGAAGGGCCCUGCAGCUGGACAAGUUUCCUGGCUGGUCCCAGGGCACAGAAGGCUCACUGAUCAUUGCCCUGGGGAACGAGGAUGCCCUGGGAGAAUACUCCUGCACCCCCUACAACAGUCUUGGUACUGCUGGGCCCUCCCCUGUGACCCGCGUGCUGCUCAAGGCUCCCCCAGCUUUUAUAGAACGGCCCAAGGAAGAAUACUUCCAAGAAGUAGGGCGGGAGCUACUCAUCCCCUGCUCUGCCCGAGGGGACCCUCCUCCUGUUGUCUCUUGGGCCAAGGUGGGCCGGGGGCUGCAAGGCCAGGCCCAGGUGGACAGCAACAGCAGCCUCGUCCUGCGACCUUUGACCAAGGAGGCCCAUGGGCGCUGGGAAUGCAGUGCCAGCAAUGCUGUGGCCCGAGUGGCCACAUCCACGAAUGUCCACGUGCUGGGCACUAGUCCUCAUGUUGUCACCAAUGUGUCCGUGGUGCCUUUGCCCAAGGGUGCCAAUGUCUCCUGGGAGCCUGGCUUUGAUGGUGGCUAUCUGCAGAGAUUCAGUGUCUGGUACACCCCACUAGCCAAGCGUCCUGACCGAAUGCACCAUGACUGGGUGUCCUUGGCAGUGCCUGUGGGAGCUGCCCACCUCCUAGUGCCAGGGCUGCAGCCCCACACCCAGUACCAGUUCAGCGUGCUAGCUCAGAACAAGCUGGGGAGUGGUCCCUUCAGCGAAAUCGUCCUGUCUGCUCCUGAAGGGCUUCCUACCACACCAGUUGCGCCCAGGCUUCCCCCGACAGAGGUGCCGCCUCCCCUGUCCCCUCCGCGAGGUCUGGUGGCAGUGAGAACACCCCGGGGAGUACUCCUGCAUUGGGAUCCCCCAGAGCUGGUCCCUAAGACACUGGAUGGCUACGUCUUGGAAGGACGGCAGGGCUCCCAGGGCUGGGAGGUGCUGGACCCGGCUGUGCCAGGCACAGAAACAGAGCUGCUGGUGCCAGGCCUCAUCAAGGUAUGUGCGGGAGGCCAUACAGGCAGCGGCCUCCCAGGGGCUCUCCUGCGUCCUCCUCCAUUCCCCAAACCCCAUCUUCGCAUCUUGAUUGGAGCUCUUCGCCUCCGCGUCCCACCUCACCCCUCCGCCCCGCCUGCACAGUCUUUCCGCGCUCCGCUGGGAGGGGCGGUGCUGGGCCCUGACCUCCCUCCUGGCACCCCAUCCCCGUCGCAGGAUGUCUUCUACGAGUUCCGCCUCGUGGCCUUCGCGGGCAGCGACGUCAGCGACCCCAGCAACACGGCCAACGUCUCCACUUUCGGCCUGGAGGUCUACCCGUCGCGCACGCAGCUGCCGGGCCUCCUGCCCCAGCCGGUGCUGGCCGGCGUGCUGGGCGGGGUCUGCUUCCUGGGCGUGGCCGUCCUGGUGAGCAUCCUGGCGGCCUGCCUCAUGAACCGGCGCAGGGCUGCCCGGCGCCGCCGCAAGCGCCUCCGCCAAGAUCCACCUCUUAUCUUCUCUCCCACCGGGAAGUCAGCUGCACACUCUGCUCUGGGCUCAGGCAGUCCUGACAGCGUGGCGAAGCUGAAGCUCCAGGGUUCCCCAGUCCCCAGCCUGCGCCAGAGUCUGCUCUGGGGGGAUCCUGCCGGAACUCCCAGCCCCCACCCAGAUCCUCCACCUAGCCGGGGACCCUUACCCCUGGAGCCCAUUUGCCGGGGCCCAGAUGGGCGCUUUGUGAUGGGGCCCACUGUGGUGGCCCCCCGGGAAAGGUCAGGCCCGGAGCAGGCAGAACCUCGGACACCAGCCGAGCGUCUGGCCCGGUCCUUUGACUGUAGCAGCAGCAGCCCCAGUGGGGCACCCCAGCCCCUCUGCAUUGAAGACAUCAGCCCUGUAGCAGCCCCUCCAGCAGCCCCACCCAGUCCCCUGCCAGGUCCCGGGCCCCUGCUCCAGUACCUGAGCCUGCCCUUCUUCCGGGAGAUGAAUGUGGAUGGGGACUGGCCCCCUCUGGAGGAUCCCAGCCCUGCUGCACCCCCAGAUUACAUGGAUACCCGGCCCUGCCCCACCUCAUCUUUCCUACGUCCCCCAGACACCCCUCCUAUGUCCCCCAGGGCAUCACUUCCUGGGGAUGUGGUAGGGGCUGGGGUAGCUGCAGAGCCCCCUUACACAGCCCUGGCUGACUGGACACUGAGGGAGCGGCUGCUGCCAGGCCUUCUCCCUGCCGCCCCUCGGGGCAGCCUCACCAGCCAGAGCAGCGGGCGAGGCAGCGCUUCGUUCCUGCGGCCCCCCUCCACAGCUCCCUCUGCAGGAGGCAGCUACCUGAGCCCUGCUCCAGGAGACACCAGCAGCUGGGCCAGUGGCCCUGAGAGGUGGCCCCGAAGGGAGCAUGUGGUGACAGUCAGCAAGAGGAGGAACACAUCUGUGGAUGAGAACUAUGAGUGGGACUCAGAAUUCCCUGGGGACGUGGAAUUGCUGGAGACCUUACACCUGGGCUUGGCCAGCUCCCGGCUCAGACAUGAAGCUGAGCCAGAGCUAGGUGUGAAGACUCCAGAGGAGGGCUGCCUCCUGAACACUGCCCCUGUUACUGGCCCUGAGGCCCGCUGUGCUGCCCUUCGGGAGGAAUUCCUGGCCUUCCGCCGCCGCCGAGAUGCUACUAGGGCUCGGCUGCCGGCCUAUCGACAGCCAGUCCCCCACCCUGAACAGGCCACUCUGCUGUGAACACCCCAAUACGAGGCUGGGAAAAGGCAAAUGGACCUGCAUAGGAGGCCCCCAACCAGACCUAGCUUCAACCUAGGGCACUGCCCCUGCCCCUUUGGUGCCCAGGCACAGAUCCUGAUAGUGGACUUGGGUCACCUUGGUAUGGAAUGUAUGUGCUGAACCCCUAGGUGAUUCUGGGAAUUGGAACAGGGAUCUUAGGUCUGCCCUCUCUCUCUCUGUGUGUGUGUGUGUGUGUGUGUGUGUGUGUGUGUGUAUGUGUUCGUGGUGUGGGUGAAGUUUUUUACAGGUGAAUAAACAAAGUCUGAAAGAUG
Saimiri boliviensis boliviensis (Bolivian squirrel monkey) is the source of this 6509-nucleotide messenger RNA. Lineage: Eukaryota; Metazoa; Chordata; Mammalia; Primates; Cebidae. The record is from RefSeq and is a predicted model, not a curated record.